GAAACCUCCAAAAGCCCCUAGUGAAACGCAAUAUCAUCUAUUCCUAUUACUAUAAACAUUAGGUACCACCUAACGCCGUUCGGACUUAAGACCACUAUGCUUCAAUUAAUUCUCCGAUAUGACUCAUAUCUCGAAGAUCAUGUCGUCGCUGAGUUGAAAUGUAUCUAGAUAGACCACAUCGCAACUCGCCAUGGCAUCCUACCCGCCAAUUGUACCCGAGAAUGGGGCGACCUUCACUUCUACCAUACACAAAAGUUCAUAUCCCUUUCUUAGGACGGCGAAACACUUGGGUCACCACAUCUUGAUUACCGGUGGCACUAGAGGGAUCGGUCGAGCCAUUGCCCUCUCAUUUGCCAGAGCAGGCGCUAAAGCCAUUGCCGUUGCAGACAUAGCCGAAUCACCCGGACAACUAAUUGGCGACAUUGCAGCAGCUGCGCGAGAAAAUGGCCACGAUGCCCCGCAGGUGGUAAUAACUAGGCUUGAUGUUACCGAUGAAGAAAGUGUAGGUAAAUGCGCUAGGUAUAUUGAGAGCGAGUUUAAGGGCAGGCUUGACAUUCUGGUCAACAAUGCCGGAUUCAUGACACCUGCGCUUCCCAUUUCUGAGUCUGACUCCGGUUCUUGGUGGCAGACAAUGGAGGUGAAUUUGAAAGGAGUGUACCUAAUGAGCAAGUACUUUAUCCCGCUACUCCUCUCUGCUCCUGAGGGUCUAAGGACAAUGAUCAACAUCAAUAGCGUCGCAGCGCAUAACCUUAGACCGAUGGCGUCUGCAUAUGGAACUUCGAAAUCGGCGGUGUUGAAGCUGACUGAGUUUCUGAUGGCCGAGGCUGGGAGUAGAGGGUUAUUGGCGUAUUCUGUUCACCCCGGCGCAAUACUUACGGAACUGGCCGAGAAAGGCAUGCCACCCGAGACUCUUCCCACUCUCAACGACAGCGUAGAUCUAACUGGCGACACGGUGGCUUGGCUCUCAAGUGAGAAACGCGAAUGGCUGGCUGGAAGGUAUUUAAGCUGCACUUGGGACAUGAAUGAAUUGCUUGAGCGUCAAUCUGAGAUUGUGGAAGGGGAUAAACUCAAAGUGAGGCUGGUCGUAUAGGCCAGAAGAAGUGUUACAAUCGAUAUGAACGCCUUGA
This is a messenger RNA of Hypoxylon trugodes, 1127 nucleotides long. Its product is annotated as oxidoreductase-like protein. The transcript is spliced from 3 exons. NCBI's taxonomy places the organism in Eukaryota, Fungi, Ascomycota, Sordariomycetes, Xylariales, Hypoxylaceae. Bases 191 to 1090 code for a protein of 299 amino acids. Gene Ontology annotation, molecular function: oxidoreductase activity, acting on the CH-OH group of donors, NAD or NADP as acceptor. The record is from RefSeq and is a predicted model, not a curated record.